Molecule: messenger RNA, 4734 nt
Organism: Alexandromys fortis (reed vole)
Lineage: Eukaryota; Metazoa; Chordata; Mammalia; Rodentia; Cricetidae
Gene: Siral2
Product: family with sequence similarity 118 member A
Exons: 10
Coding region: 2233-3333 (366 amino acids)
Source: RefSeq, a predicted model, not a curated record
GGAACUCACAGAGAUCCGCCUGCCUCUGCCUCCCAAGAGCUAGGAUUAAAGGAAUGGCCACCAUGCUCCAUGUUAACCUUCUCUGAGGACCUUCAGGCUUUGGGUCUAUGGUGGUUUGAAUAAAAAUGGCCCCUGCAGGCUCAUAUAUUUAAUGGCUAGACACCAGGGAGCUGCACCAUUUGAGAAAGACUGGGAAGUGUGGUCUUGUUCUUGGGCCUUCAGAAGAGAGCUCAUUGCUGGCCACACUAAUCUUGUCUGACUGUAAGUGGUCCUUUUCUUGUGUCACGUUUGUUACAGACUGCAGAUGAGUUACAGGUCUGCGCUUGGCUGUGGUGCUGGGGAUGGGAGGCAGGGAAAGCAUCAUGGAUGCUAGGUAGCUCUACCACUGAACUACCUCUCUCGCCAUGUAAGGGUCUGUCCUCAGAGGCAAUACUGCCCGCUCAGUGUUUAAAUGUGAUGCCUGCCCUCCCUGCUGGGGGAAAGGGGUAGGUUUUGAGUAUCUGUUAACCUUCCCUUUGGUGUGAUGGAAUUGUGCAGCCAUAGGCUGCACAUCUUCCUGCAGGACUGUGUCUGUGUGAGAUGCUAGAAUCUAGGGCUUUGAGCCUAGUGGGCAAGCCUUGAUUACUGAGCUGUAACUUCCUGCAUCUUUGUACUUAAAGCCUGUAGAAUGCUUGUUUGGUGUAGCACUGGCUGGCCACAAACUCACAGAGAUCCACCUUCCUCUGCCUCCUGAGUGCCGAAGCUUGCACAGACUUGGACUUAAUUUAUUUGUUAUGGCACUUUUAAUGUAGCCCCCACCCCCACCUCGCCUUAUGGGCACUCUCAUGACGACUCUGACUUGUUCAUUCUCCUCUCUGAUCUUUGUGAGUGUAGAACCUUGGUGGUAGCCAGCGUUUAAAAUAAGGCUGCUUGUAUAACCUGGGCUAGGCCUGGCUCAGCAAAGCUCCACCAGCCAUACUGGGUAGCUCACACAGUGCUCUUGGACCUGAAUGGUUCAUGGUAGCCUUGCUCCUCAGCUGGGUGGCACUCAUUCUCCCAGGAGGCUGGUCCGGCUUUCCAGGGUUGAGUUGCAGAGGACAGGCUGCACAGUGCUUGUCAGACUUUCAUUUGUAUCCCAUUUGGUGGUGUGCAGGUAGCCAAAGAAAUCACAAUGCUUCGACCAGAGUCGUGUAGGGUGUGGCUAAGUGGAGACUUGAUGGGAAUUGUCAGUGGUCCACCAUGGUGGGUCGGAGGUGGGUUCCUCAUCACAGCUGUAUGAAGAUGACCAGUUCCUCUUCUCUAGCCUGUCAUCUUUUGGACUCUGAUGAACAUUGUAAAAAACUAAAUGUUUUAAAAUUUUAUGUAUUUUACUUAAUGUGUAUGUGUGUCGGUGUGGGAGUAUAUGCGUAUGAGGCAGGUGCCUGUGGAGGUAAGGUGUUAGAGCCACUGGAGCUGGAGAUUCCUGUGAGCCACCUGGCGUAGGUGCAGGACCAACAUCUGUAAGAACAGUGUAUGCUCUUCAGCACUGAGCCAUAUCUCAGCCUUUCUAAUAGAUGAUGAACACAUAUUUAAUGCUGGAUGCCAAGGAAUAAAAUUUAAAAAAAAAAAAUCAAGGCAGUUUAGCUACUACAGAAUUCAUUUGCGUAAAAUAGCUGUGAUUUCUUUACAAAACAUUCUGCUGAGACUUUGCUGAAGGUUUUAGAUUAAAAAAGGACAGUAACUGCUUCUAAGAGUCUGCUUUGGACCUGAUUUUACACUUAGAAAACAUUGGUAGGUUUUUAUGAAAAAAAAAAAAAAUGGGUUGCUAUGAUGACUUGGCUUUGAGACUGCAAACUAGUGACGACACGGUCACCUAGGAAACUGAAAGCUGCAGCAUCCGAGAGGCCUCCGAAGGGUUUUGUUGCUGUUGUCUGGAAUGUGAUUGGCUUAGAGGAGUGGCCGUUGAGGAGGGAAAGGAACACCAGAGGUAGAAUGGCCUCCAGAAACUUCUAGGCACAGAUCAAGCUGGGCAAAUCUCCCGCUUGGGCCUUGGUCUAAAAACAAAGGGGAGAUUUUGGGCACUCUGGAUAUUAGGAGUUUGGCGCUGAUCUUUUGGCUGCUGAAAAACAGGAAAUGAGGUGGGACUCCCUGUGAGACUGUGCACGUGCCGACUGCAGAGACCUCUCCAGACCACCUAACUCAGACCGAGACAGAGCCGAGCAGGAGCCAGCCACAGUGUGCCUGCCCAGAGCAGAGUUCUCUCCUGAUUCACAGAUGGAGUCAGUGGAAAAGACAACGAACAGAAGUGAACAGAAAUCAAGAAAGUUUUUAAAGAGCCUCAUUAGGAAGCAACCUCAGGACCUGCUCCUGGUCAUUGGGACUGGUGUGAGUGCAGCGGUGGCCCCCGGGAUCCGCGCGCUCUGCUCUUGGAGGAGCUGUAUUGAGGCAGUCAUCGAGGCUGCAGAGCAGCUGGAGGUUCUGCACCCUGGGGACGUUGCCGAGUUCCGGAGGAAGGUGAUGAAAGACCGGGACCUGCUGGUUGUGGCCCAUGAUCUGAUCCGGAAAAUGUCUCCUCGCACAGGUGACACCAAGCCCAACUUCUUCCAGGAUUGUCUAAUGGAGGUUUUUGACAGCUUGGAACAGCACAUCCAGAACCCCGUGGUGCUACAGUCCAUCCUCAGCCUGAUGGACAGAGGCACCAUGGUGCUGACUACCAACUAUGACAACUUGCUGGAGAUCUUUGGGCAGCAGCAGAGCAAGCCCAUGGAGUCCCUAGACUUGAAGGACAAGACAAAGGUCCUUCAGUGGGCAAGAGGCCACAUCAAGUAUGGAGUUCUUCAUAUUCAUGGCUUGUACACAGACCCCUGUGGGAUGGUUCUGGAUCCAUCGGGCUAUAAAGAUGUCACUCAAGAUCCUGAAGUAAUGGAAGUCCUACAAAACCUGUACCGCACCAAGUCUUUCCUGUUUGUGGGCUGUGGAGAGACCCUGCGCGACCAGAUAUUCCAAGCUCUCUUCUUAUACUCGGUGCCAAACAAGGUGGACUUAGAGCACUACAUGGUAGUGCUCAAGGAAAACGAAGACCACUUCUUCAAGCAUCAAGCAGACAUGCUUCUGCAUGGAAUUAAAGUGGUGUCCUAUGGGGGCUGUUUUGAUCUUUUCCCAGGCUAUGUGCAAGACCUUGCCACUCAGAUCUGCAAACAGCGAAGUCCAGAUGCUGAGCGAGUGGACAGCACCACUUUAUUGGGUAAUGCAUGUCAGGAUUGUGCGAAGAGGAAGUUGGAAGAAAAUGGAAUUGAAGUUACAAAAAAAGUCAGACAGUCAGAUACUGCUCCAGCCCUUAAUACUGUCAAAGUCAAGCACCUAGUUACGGGAUAAAAAGGAAGCAAGGCCUCUACUCUGUGGAUUCUAAAAGGCGGAAAAUAAAAGUGUUUCCUUUAUUAAAUGCAUCUGUAUUCUUUCGACUUGUUUAUGGUGUUAGAGGGCCAAGGCUGUGACUUCUUAGUUGUAGGAUGUGUGUUGACUGUCCUGUAUUGACAGUUGUUUCUUCUUUCCAUCCUCUCCUCUCCUCUUAUGCUGGGAAUCUCCUCCUGCUGCUUGCAGUCUCCUGGAUUAGUUCCACUGUCUUUUAUGUUUCCGCUAAUGGUUCUUUUGUAUUUGUUUUUCGAAGCAGGGAUUAUCUGUGUAGUCCUGGCUGUCCUGGAACUCGCCCAGUAGACCAGAGUGGCCUCAAACUUACAGAGGUCCACCUGUUUCUGCCUCCCGAAUGCUUGGAUUAAAGGCGUGUGCCACCACUGCCUGGCUCCUUAGUGCUUCUUAAUUUUCAUUUUCAAUCUCUAUUAAAAACACUUUGAGAAAUUCUCAAGAUUAUAGUUUUAGCCCUUAGAUUAAACUUUUGUUAUUUUUGAGAGUCUGGAGCUGGGGCUAUAAAGCAGGGGCUUGUGCAUGCCAGGCACAGUGAGCUACGUCUUCAUCAUCCAAAUUUUUGUUUGUCUUGAGAUAGGGUUCUUACUGUUUCCUUGGCCGGCCUGGAACUCACCAUGUAUAAAUCAGGCUGACCUCAAAUUCAAGAAAUCUACCUGCCUCAGCCUCUCGAACCUGGGACUAAAAGUAUAUGCCACCAUGUCCAGCUUAAAAUUCUUACAUUAAUAGUGUGACCUGAAGUUUCUGAGAGUUCUUCUCAUUUUAAUCUUGCUCCUAUCAUUUGUUGUAUAGUGCUGUAAUAAGUCUUUCAGAUCUUUGGGGACCCCAGAGUCUGCUCUGAUUAUCUGUUACUACCUCAUUCCUGAGGCCUUUUUUUUUUUUUUUUGAUAGAUUUCGAUUAUAGGUGUUUUCCUACUAAUAGAGAACUCAGGCUUCAGCACUAUGGAAUGCAUCUCUAAUCAGUUGUAGCACAUAUGAGAUUGAGGUUAUUCUGGACUGUAUAAGAGCACUUGUCUCAAAAACAAGAGAGGAAAGGCAAGGAGAAGAAAAGGGAGGGCAGAGGUUAGGGAGAGAGACCACGACUUACAUGUGGCUGAAUACUACUUAAACACUUAUGCAACUCUUCUCUAAUAAUUUUCCAGAGCUAUGGAACAUUUAGCAUAUUGAUGACACACACUGAACAUUUAAAGUUAUAAAAAAAUUGCCUGGUGUCUGAUGAGCACUGUGACAGAGUUUCUUGAGCAUUCCUAGUGUGAAAUCCUCUCAAAUUUAAACUUUUUGUUACUCAAAAUUUUUAGAUUUGGGGGAGAGAUGAUUUAGUGGUUAAGGGUGUUUGUUGCAGCCGGGCAGUGAUGG